Molecule: messenger RNA, 4370 nt
Organism: Columba livia (rock pigeon)
Lineage: Eukaryota; Metazoa; Chordata; Aves; Columbiformes; Columbidae
Gene: ZNF385C
Product: zinc finger protein 385C
Cellular component (GO): nucleus
Molecular function (GO): zinc ion binding; nucleic acid binding
Source: RefSeq, a predicted model, not a curated record
GGAUGCAGCACCGGGAUGCGCCGCCGCGGUUCCCCCCGCCUCCCAACCCCGUACGGGCGCAAGGCGCCGGUGGGGGGGGGGGACGGGACACACCGCGGCGGCGCGCACGCUGCCUUCAUCCCCCCUUCCUCCUCUCUUCCUCCUCCUCCUCCGGGAGCGCGCUCGCCCAGCCGGGAGCGAGCAGCCGGCGGGAGGAUGCUGCAAACGGCGGCGGAGCCGGGCGGCUGGGCAGGCAUGAAGCGACCCCUGAGCCCGUCUCACAGCCCUGAGAGCGGGGUACGGCUGGUGGAGGCAGCCAGCUGCCCGCCAGGCCAGCCCGAGCAGCGCAUGAAACGGGAGAAGAAGCACCAGUCGUUCACCCUCUGCGAGGUCUGCAACAUCCAGCUCAACUCGGCCACGCAGGCGCAGAUCCACUACAACGGCAAGUCCCACCAGAAGCGCCUCAAGCAGCUCAACAAGGGGAAGAUGCCGGCAACCCAAGGUCCCUCCGGACACAGCAGCCCCCUCUUAGCAUCGUUGCCCAUUCCCGGCCGUCCCCUUCAUCCCCCCUUGGACAUCAAGCACUUCUUGACCUUCAGGCUCAACGGGACGUCACCGCUCAACCUCUUCCCCAACUUCAACACGAUGGACCCGGUGCAGAAGGCGGUGAUCAGCCACACUUUCGGCGUGCCGGCCCCGCUCAAGAAGAAGCAGUUCAUCUCCUGCAACAUCUGCCACCUGCGCUUCAACUCUGCGAACCAGGCAGAAGCUCACUACAAGGGCCACAAGCACGCGCGGAGGCUGAAAGCCAUCGAGGCCAUGAAGAACAAGCAGAAGGUGAUGGGGGCUGUGGCGGUGGCCACCAGCCAGGACGGGGCCACUGACUUUGUCCCCAGCCCCGAUGGCAAUGGGGAGCCUGGCAGCACAGCUCAAGCCAACGGUCUGCAGGAGCCGGAGGGGGCGUGCAGCAGCCUGGCGCUGACGCCCGGAGCCGAGGAGUCGCCCACGGAGCUGUCGGGCAGCGUCACCUCGCUGGGUUCCCCACCGGCCUCGGAGCUCUCGGAGGGGACCUCGGAUGUCACCAGCGUGGCCUCCUCGGCCGCACAGGCAGCGGAGGCGCAGGCGAUCGAGUCGGGCAGCAGCGCCAGCUCGGUCCCCGAGGGUGACAAGGAGGGGAAGAAGAGCAAACAGCACCUGUACUGUCCCACCUGCAAAGUCACCGUCAACUCCCUGUCCCAGCUGGAGGCUCACAACACCGGCGCCAAGCACAAGUCAAUGCUGGAAGGUCACGGCACCCAGUUGCGGCGAGGCCGAGGCAAAAUCCUCUCCCGGGCAGGGCACAAGUCCAAGCGGAUCGGCAACAAGGGCAGCAUCAACAUCCAGAACAAGGCGUUCCACUGCCAAGUGUGCGAGAUCUACGUGAAUUCAGAGACCCAGCUGAAACAGCACAUGAGCAGCCGGCGGCACAAAGACAGGCUGGCGGGGAAGCCCCCCAAGCCCAAGUACAGCCCCUACAACAAGCUGCAGAAGAACGCUGCCCUCGCAGUGAGUAUUCUCAAGUCCAAACUGGCUUUGCAGAAGCAUCUCACCAAAACCCUGGCCACCCGCUUCCUCCCGAGCCCGCUGACCGCGGCCGCCGUCUGCGCCAUGCCCGGCCCCCUCGCCCUGCGACCAGCCGCCGCCACCACCCUCUUCCAAGCCCCCAUCCUCGGACCAGCGCUUUUCCGAACGCCGCCGGCCCACGUCCGCACCACGCCGGGCCCCAUCGUCUUCGCCCCCUACUAGAGGGUCCGUUUGCGGUGACCGGGCUGUGCUGUGGGGUGAUGUGCCCAGGCAGGCUGCUCUUCUGGCUGGUGGGAAACCAUAGUCGUAGACAUCAACCCCGGCUCUUCCUCCACUUCAAGAGUGCUCCUGCUGGGGUGAGACACCUCGGCAGAGCCCCGCCACGCAGCCCCGCCACUCCUUGCAGCCGUGGCAGCCCCGCGCUCGGCAGAGGAGCCCGUCACACGGCUGCAUGGUGCAUGGGAAAGGGACGGUGCCCCUGUCACCAGGACCAUCUCGUGGCCAGGGACUGCUUGUACUUGGCCCGCUGGUUCCUUGUUCAUCGCCCUCCCGGUUAUCAGACUGGAAGAAGAGCCGCCAGCUGCUCCCUGGGGGAAGGAGCAUCCUGUGGCCGGUCCCUGCCAGCCCAGCGGGAAAGGAGCUGCCAGCUCCCAGCUCUAACUGGGAGAAACGACCCCAGCACAAGCAGAAACGUGGCAGUUCCCCUCUCACAACGGGCUGGCUGUGCCUGUGUCUGUGCUGGCUGGGGGUGUCUCUGCCCCUUGCACCCCACAACCCGCUACGUCCCACCAGCCAAAGAGCCCCCGCGGCAGUGGGCGGUGGGCACCCUGACCGUAUCUUCACUCCGAGAGCAAUAGCUGAAGCCCAGGGCCGGCGACUCCUCCCUCCAAAAGCACACUGCCCCUGCCCUGGACCCCCAAAGCACACGCUAACAGAGACGGGCUCCCUGAGGUGGUGACGCUGUGCUCAGCGCCUCCGUCCUGCAGUCCCGUCCCUGCCCCCCGGGAGAUGCUGUGAGGCUGAGCGAAUGUCCCUAAAGCACUUUUGGUUCUCUGGUGAAAGGCAAUGCCUGGCCAUCCAACCCCAUCCCCGUUAGGAGCUUCCAGGGAGUUCAUCAUUCCCAAAAACAAAGUGUCCCCAGCAGCCCAGACAAUCAGGUACAAAGAGCAGGUGGCACCCGCAGCCCAUGGCCGGUGCUCUCCCUGCCACGUUCCUGUUGUAGCCUGCGGGAAACCGGGCGCCGGAGGGACUCCGACGCCGUAGCUCUGCUUCUCACUGUGCUCAGCAAGCCCAGCGGAGACCUGGUCUGAAAACGCUGCUGUAAAUAGAAAUAUGCAGGAAAAGCCGCAACCCAAAUGGACCUUCCGCUGGAGUGACGGCCCCCCCCGAUCUAUGCAAUCCAGGAGGAGCAGCUCGCCCGCCGCAUUUGCCGUCUGCGUUUUAUUUUGGUGCUCAUGCAGGAGUGGUGGUCGGAGCAGAAAAACAAACCCAGUGCAACACUGAGCUCUGUGCAGACGAUUCCCUUCCUGUCCCCUGGCCCAGGGUGCUGGCGCGGAGACCUCUGCUGUGACCCACCUGUCCUCCCAGCCCCUGGGAUGCCACACGCACACUCAUCCGACGUCUUGGCCAGAAGCAACGCCUGGAUUUCAGGAGGACUUUUGCCCGGUGUGCUCCACCGACGCUCAGGACAGGAUCCUGGCGAUGGGAACCGGCCAGUGGGUAACUCACACAGCUGAAAUGCUGCUGCUUCCCAGAGCUGGAGCCCCGGGCGAGGGCAGGAAACCUGCGCAGAGGGAGCGGGGCAGCGCGGGGCCGUACGCCUGCGGCUGGAGGGCAGUGGUGACACCGCCGUGCUCCUGUCACCGAGGACAGGACUGCGAGUGAGCCGCUGGGUGUGGAUCCAUCUCCUCUCCACCCCAAGGGCUGGGAAGAGAAGAGCGAGAGUUUGCGGAAGGCUGGAGGUAGAGACAACCGAAAGGUCUUACGGUGGUGGGAGAUGUGGCUCAGAGCGGCCGAGGGAAGGAAGGCUCCCAGCAGCAAUGGCUUUGGCAGGGACAGGGAGAUGGUCCCAGGGGACACGUGCAGCCUGGCCAUGUCCCACGGGAGGGACGCAGCCUCGCGGUGCCAGGCGGCCCAGCCCCAGCCCUCCCGCUCAUCCCACUCUGCUGUUCCCCAGGUCACCUCACCCAUCACCUCCCAGCCCUGGCCACAGCAGAGAUGGGCAGCGUGUCCCCUCCUGCAACGCGCUCACGAGCGCAGGGAACAGCCGCGCUCCAGCCCUCAGCACUAGUGGGUCGUUCCCCCGCAUUUUUGUUCUAAAACGCCUGUGCUGGAGCCAGCAGCAGCUGCUCCCGUUGCCCCCCCCACCAGUGGGGUCCUGAUACACUCCUACACUUGGCACUUUAACCCCUUGAAAGCCAUUCCUUCGAAUAACAAUAAUACUUGCGACAAGCUGCGUAAGAACACGCUCCCUCUACCGCAGCCCCCGCUCCCGUGCUCUCCAAAGCAUUUACUGCCUUUGAUUAGCAGAUGCUGUACUAGGUAGUAGGGCGUAGUGUGUAGCGCUCAAUAACGUGUGCCCCUCUGUAAAUAACCUUGGAGUGAUGUGAACAGUUUGAUUCAGAAAAAAAACAACAAAAAAACCCACAAAAAUGGAAUAAACAGACUCUAGGGACUUGGCCAGUACCCCUCCCGUAAUGUUCAUUGUAUAUUUUUUUGAUGUACUAUAACUGUUGGGGAAAAAAAAAAAAAAAAGGAAAAUAUUUUGAUAAUCAAAUCUCAUUGCUUUAUUGUGUUACUCAGUAAAUAAAAGGAACAAAUAUAAACAA